Molecule: messenger RNA, 1239 nt
Organism: Cantharellus anzutake
Lineage: Eukaryota; Fungi; Basidiomycota; Agaricomycetes; Cantharellales; Hydnaceae
Exons: 10
Coding region: 1-1239 (412 amino acids)
Source: RefSeq, a predicted model, not a curated record
AUGUCAACAAGUGCUGCACUCCCGACGACGCAGAAGAGCGCUGUGAGGGUAACUCCUGAAGCGUCUCCGAAAGCCAGAGGUCCAAAUCGAAGUACUAAAGCUGCACAUAAGCUGAAAGUAUUACCUGAGCAGCCAGAGAUAAGGACGCAAAGCCAGAUCAUAGCCGAGGAUGGGGAUGAGGAGGAAGAUGGUACACCAGGGUCUCCCAGUGACCCCAUGAGGAGGAGGACGAUGAAGAAGCCGAGGUUCCCUUACAAGCAAAUCGCACAAAUCCCGGCAGGAACCGCGCGUAAAGACGCUCUCCGUCUCACGAAGAGGGAGAAAGCCAGACUUCCGAGGGUUACCGCGUACUGCACUGCGAACUCAUACCGCCUAAGUGAUAUUCAAAAGUUCCUGAACGCGCGAAAGACUUCUCACAGAACGGACCCAAAAUUAUUUGAUGAGGCCAUAUAUUCUCCAUACUCCUUCGCUGGACCCCGCAGCGAGGCUGAUCAUCAUCCCGCUCCGAUUUCUGGAGAUCUAUUGGGCAUUCCGGAGCUCGUACGGAAUGACGUGUCACAACACGCCUCGCAAGCAGCUCAACCUUCUCCAAAGUCGUCACACAAGUGGCUUGUUGACGACGCCUCAUAUUCCCUACAUCGAGUGCCUUCCGAAAGUACGGUCCGCGAACGCCGCUCGACCAAGACGGUCAAGAGACGCCCAAAAUUCGACAAAGUUGGACAGGAAGGUAUCGAUGCUGAAGUCUUCCUGUUUGAAUAUGGAACAGUUGUUUGCUGGGGGAUGACAGAGGCUCAAGAGAAACGGUUUCUGAGUUCAAUGUAUUCUCAUUCAUCUGGGAUUAUUCUUCUCCUAACCAAUUGGCUCCCUCAGACGGCGCUUCGAACAAGAGCGUCAGCUCCAGACGAUGUCGAGAAGGAAGAUCUCAAUUAUUAUUAUGCUAAUUACAGCCGCAUAUAUAACGAUGUGAUUACUCUGCGAAAAGGAUCUAGCUUCAUGACGAAGCUCUCCCUUUCCCAUGCCCUUGCGCAAUCAGUGAAAAUAUCAUUAUUCGAGCAACUUAUCUCCAACACAAUCGAAGAGACUAAAGACAUUCCUGAGGUGAUGUCUAAAACUGGGAAGAUUCACUUACAUCACGAUGAAAUUAUGCAGCAAAUAGGCCAGCUUUUCAUCCUUCGUAUGGAUAUAAACCUAGUCGGCUCAGUUCUCGAUUCACCGGAACUGUUCUGGGUAGGCUCAUGA